This is a messenger RNA of Alligator sinensis (Chinese alligator), 6351 nucleotides long. It is a transcript of the gene CROCC2, whose product is annotated as ciliary rootlet coiled-coil, rootletin family member 2. The record is from RefSeq and is a predicted model, not a curated record. NCBI's taxonomy places the organism in Eukaryota, Metazoa, Chordata, Crocodylia, Alligatoridae.
GGAAGCUGCUGCCCCGCGAGUAGAGCCCGGCCUGUGCUGGGGUUGGCCCCACUUGCCCGCCCGGCUCUGAGCGAUGAGCGAGCAGGAUGACGACAAGUCAGGACUGAGGCUGGAGGCUGCGAUCCAGAAACUGGAGGACACGGUUCUUAACCCAGAGGCCAGCAAGGAGGACAAGACUCUGACUGUGCGCGGAGAGGGGGACCGAGCUGCUCCCACACCAGUCCCAGCCAGGAUCCGGCAGAUCAUCACACAGAGCCUGGCAGAAGAAUCAUCCCAAGCUGCAUGGGAGACAACCUCAUUGGCCAACAUGCAAGAAGAAAACCGACUGCUGCAGAGGGAGCUCUCCCGCCUUGAAGACCUGCUGGCGCAUACACGGGCAGAGAGGGAUGAGCUGGCAAGCAAGCACCAUGCUGUCAGUGAACGGCUGGAGAGGGCACUGCACGUGGAAGCAGCCCAGCGUGAGGGGGAUGGCAGCCCCGCACUUGCAGAGCUGAGGCGGAAAUUUGAGAAUGAUGAGAAGGCCUACAGGUGCAAGCUGCAGGCCUACCAGGACGGGCAGCAGCGCCAGGCCCAGCUGGUCCAGAAGCUGCAAAACAAGGUUCUUCAGUACAAGAAAAGAUGCGGGGACCUACAGCAGCAGCUGCUGGAGAAAACAUCUGAAUCCGAGCAUCAAAAACAUCUGACACGGCUGGAGUCUACAACAUCCCUCCUGUGCCACUCAGAGCAUGACUAUGGUACCGACUUGGAGAGCACCCUGACCCGCCUGGAGGAAGAGCAGCAGAGGAGCACCAGCCUCUCCCAGCUGAACACCUUGCUGCGGGAACAGCUGGACCAGAUGAAAUCCUCCAACCAGCGGCUGGCAGGAGAGCUGGAGAGGGCGAUGGCAGAUGUGCACUGGCUGAAAGGCGAGCUGGAGCGGAAGGAGUCCCAGUGGUGCCACAGUAGAGAGAGCUACGGCACAUACCUGAGCCAUGAGCACAGUGGAAUCCUCCUACUCUGGCGCCAGGCAGCCACAUUGCGCAGCAAUUUUGCAGAGCUGCAGGCGACGGCAGAGAGAGGCCUGACUGAGGCCAAGAUGGACAUGGCAAGGACUGCACGCCGCCUCCAGACUGCCUGCCUGAACCUGGACUCAAAUCUGCGCCUAUCUGAGAACAGUGCUGCCUGCUCACUGGAGAAACAGGCAUUGCAGGGGGCACGGCUGGAGCAGCAGCUCCGGGAGAAGGUCCGGGAGAUGAUCCAGCUCCAGAGCCGCUGGGAUGGAGAAAAAGUAGAGCUGAACUCCAGGAUAACAGAGCUGAGUGUUUUGGCAGAGGAACUUAAAGACAAGAAUGCAAAGAAAGAGAAGACCAUCUCUGCCCUAAAACUGGAUAUUCAGAAACUGGAAGCUGCUAAAACUGGAGACCUGCUGGAGGUGAAGGACCUGAAAGGCGAAAGUGAAUCGCUUCAACGAAUCUUGAACAGCAUCACUCAGCUGGCUCUGGCUGAUGCAGAGAGUGCAGGACCCCUCUCACCGGGCAGCUUAAGGGUAAUGGUCGAAGAAGACCUUGGCAGACCACGCUCCCCUUUGCACUCCAGCUCCCCACAGCGCCGGCGGGUAUCGCCAUCCCAUGUGUCCUCCCCAUUGCGCCAGGACACAGUCCUGCAGGCCGUGCAGGGUGCCCUUCAGAAGCGGCAGCAGCGCGAGCAGGAGCUGCGUUUACAGCUGGAGUCUGCCCGGGACAUGCUAGGGGCUGGCAGGAAGCAGCUGUUCGACUGCCAACAAGAGGCACAGGUGGCAGAGCAACGACUGAAGGAGAAGAGGCAGGAGCAGGAGGAGCUGACAGGAGCCCUAGAAGACUGCAGAAGGGAUCUGCAGCACUACAAAGCCUCUGCAGAGAUUCUUGGCAGGGAGAAGGAGACCUUGGAGAUGACAGUUGGAGGUCUGAGUGAGCAGGUGGACUCCUCCCGGCUGGAAGUGGAGAAGCUGAAGACAGUGAAUGUGGAACUGCAGAGGCAGCAAAACAUCAUGGAGGAGCAGAAGGAGGAUCUGGCCAAGGAACGGGAGCGAUCAAGGAAGGAACUGGAGCGAGGGCAAAGAUCUUUAGAACAGCUAGAGGAGAAGACCUCAGCCUUGAAGAAGGAAUUGGUGAUGGUAAAGGAAUCCUUGAACCAGGCCACACUGGAGAAGGAAGUGCUGGAGAGUGAAAAGGAAGGCUUAAGCAGUGCACUAUCUAAAGCAGAGACCAAUUGUGCAGAGCUGGAGCUGGCUCUCAACAAGAUGAAGUCGGAGAAUUCUGACCUGAAGGACUCACUGGGCAAGACAGCAGCCCUCAUGGAAGGUCUGGCCCAGGACAAGAUCAGCCUCAACUGCACAAUUCUGCAGCUGGAAGAAGAGAAGAGUGCACUGCUGGACUGGAGGCAGGAGCUGGAGCAGGAGCGAGCCAGUUUGCGAGAGCAGCUGGCACAGCAGGAACAGGAGAUGGCACACACAAGUGUGGCAAGGAGGGGGCUGGAGCAGAGCUUCCAGGUAGCGGAGGAGAGAUGGGCGCGGCUGGAGGACAAAGUGGCAGUGCUGCACAGAGACAAGGCCCAGCUGCGGGAGCACCUGCUGCAGGUCAGCAGCCAGAAGCAGGAUCUGGGAGAGCAGCUGGCCCAGAGCCGCCAGGAGACAGAGGCACAGGCUAAUGCCCUGCUCCGUGCCCUUCAGGAGAAGGAGGAGCUCACCAAGGAGAAGGGCCGGCUGGCCGUGGAGCUCACGGUGCUGGAGCGCCAGAGGAAGGGCCUUCUGGAGGAGGCAGACACACUCAGAGCUGAAAAGGAUGAGCUGGAAAACAGUCUUUUUGAAAUGCAAGAGCUCGCAGCACAGCUGGAGGCCCAAAAGGAGCUGCUGGAAGCGGAGAAGCAAAGCACAACUGAAGCCAAGCAGGCUCUCCAAGUGGAGGUGGAAAAGGCACGGCAUGAGCUGGAGCUUCAGGACACCAGGCUGAAGCAAGAUGUGGAGUCUCUAAAGCAGCAGCUGGCCCAGAUGGAGGUGGAGACCCAGCGGUCCCUUCAGAAUCAGAAGCUGGCCCAUGAGGAGAACUUGGGGCGUCUGAAGCAGGAGAAGGAGAGCCUAUGCCUGGCACUGAGGGAGGAGAAAGAGGAGGCCAUGAACCUCCUGCAGCAGGAAAAGCAGAAAUUGGUAUCAAAGUAUGAGGAAGAGAAAGAGGAGCUGACUGAGGAGUUGCUGAGUUUGCAGCAGGAACGGGAUGAAAGCCUCCUUCUUCUGGAGAAUGACAAGCAGAAGGCUUUGUCCCUGAAGGAAGCGGAGAAGAAUCUCCUAUCAGAAAAACUCAGUGAGGUCCAGCGGGAGCUUGCAAACACCAAGAUGGAGAUCGACCGGGUCAAGCUGGAGGCUCUGAACCGCCAAGAGCAGGAUAAGAACACAGUAGCCAGCAUCACGAAUGAGCUGCAGACCUUCCAGGCCCAGUUUGAAGAUGCAGUGGCUGCCCACCAGAAGGAGACCAAGAGCUUGAACAAGCGCAUCAAGGAGCUGGCAAAGGAAAAGGACGCUGUGGCCAGAGAGGCAGACCAGCUUCAGACACAGCUGCAGCUGGUGGAGGAUGCCCACAGUGGGGUGCGCCAGGAGCUGAUCGAGAUGCACCGCCAGCUGCGGGAGGGUGAGGAGGCCCGUGAGCGUCAGCGCCAGGAGAUGCUGGGCAUCCGCAGGGCCAUGGGGGACGAGACCAGGGAGAAGGAAGCACUGCAGAAAUCCAACACUGAGCUCCGGGCUGUUAUAAAGAAGACGGAAAGUGAAAGGAUUAGCUUUAAGAGAGCCAAAGAGGAGAAGGAGCAGAAGAUUGCCAUCCUGGAGGAAGCAAAGGCUUCGUCUCAGCAAGAGGUGGGAGAGCUGAGAGCAAACCUGCGCGAGGUGGAGAAGGCACGGAUGAUGGCCCGGCGGGAGCUGCAAGAACUGCGCAGGCAGGUGAAGACUCUGGGGAGUGAGAAUAGCAAGAAGAGCAAAGAGGUGAGCGAACUGCAGGCCCGGAUCCUGCAGGAGGAGCAGCGUGAACAGCUGAGCCGCCGGGAGGCCCUGGAGCUGAAGCAGAGGAUCACAGAGCUGGAGACCAGCCAGGACCACGCACGCAAGGAGGUGCUGAGCCUGCAGAGGAAACUGACUGAGGUGGAGGCAGAAACCAGAGCCACAGAAAAGGAGCUGGUUGACAGCCUGGCGGAGAGUCACAGCAAUGAGAAGAAGCUCCGGGAUGAGCUCCACAACCUGGAGAUGAAGAUGCAGCAGGCCAGUGGGGUGGGUGAGGGCCUCCAGCUGCGCCUCAGCACUGCCGAGGGGCGCCUGCAUGGCUUGGAAGCAGAGCUGGUCAAGGCAGAGGCUGCCAGGAGAGAGGCAGAGUCCAAGCUGGGGGCACUGCACUCAGCUCUACGUCGGACCCUGGGACUGGGCAGGAGGAGCCCCUCUCCACAGAGACCCUGCUCCCCUUCCAAAGGACCUGAUGGGCAAGGGACUCCAGGCUCCCGCACCAGCUCUCCAGAGAGGAGCUGUUCCCACUCCCCCUGCAGGUGGACCUCGCCUUCCAGAGUGAGUGUGAGUGAGAUUGACCCUGAAGUUGUCCGGGACACCUUAAGAGGUUUCCUACAGGAGCUACGGGACACUCAAAGAGAAAGGGAUGACUUAAGGAUCCAGCUGAUGAACAUGAGCCAUCAGCUGAAUGAAAUAGAGAGUGACCGGGACCGGACCAGUAGUCGCAUCCUGCAACUGCAGAGGUUGCUAGCAGACUCAGAAGAAGGGAAGCGAGGCACUGACGAACGCCUGAGCAGCACGCAGACAGCCCUGAUUCUGCAGGAAGAGACUGUCCGGAGGACAGAGAGGGAGAGCCAAGCCUUGGCAGAGCGGAUAGCCACUUUAGAGUGCAGCUUGCAUGCCUGUCAGGAAAAGAACAGGGAGCUUCAGGAGAAAGCUUCUGAGCUGAAAGCCAAGGAGGCCAAGCUGGAGACAGACAAGUGGAAGCUGAAGAAGGUCCUAGAGGCUGCCGAGAACAGGGCCAGCAAACUGGAGCUGAGCCGUCACGCUGUGGAAGGGGAGCUACAGCGUGCCCAGCUCAGCCUGACAGACCGAGAUACCGAGAUCCAGUCCCUGCAGGAGCAGGUCCAGGUCCUUCGCUGCCAGCUGGGGGACAGUGAGAGCAAAGCAGCCCAGCUACAACGGGAGCUGGGUCGCCUGGACUUCUCGCGAGCCAGGACAGAGGACAUGGAGAGCCACCUCAAGGACAAGGUGCAGAGCCUUUCCCAGGCCCUGACAGAUGCCUCUGCGGGAUCCUCAGCCCUUCAAGAGAAUGUUUCUCAGCUGCAGAAGGCUCUGACAGCAGCAGAGCAGGACCGCCGGGUGCUUCAGGAACGCUUGGACUCCAUGCGGCAGGCCCUGGCAGACAGCAAAAGACAGAACCACAGCCUGACAGAUACUGUGCACAUGCUGCAGGACCAGCUGGGAGAGCUGGAACUGAGGUGCAGAGAGCUGGAUGCCCAGGUCGAGCACCUCCAGGAGAUAGUUCAUCGCCAUCAGCAGAGUGAACAGGAGGCUGUAGUAUCACUGCAGGACAUGCAGGAUGAGAAUCGCAUUCUCCAGGAGAGGCUGACAAUGUUGCAGCGAACCACAGUCCACUUAGAAAAAGAGAACAAGGAGAUGGAGCGAUCGGCCUUCCAGCUGGAGAAAGAUAACUCUGUUCUGAAGAAGACCCUAGACAAGGCCCAGAUCACAGAGCUGGAGCGGGCACAUGCCCAGCGCCUGAUGGAGCUGACUUCACGGCAUCGGCUGGAUCUGAAUCUGGAGGCAGAGAGGCUGCGCAGCACUCAGGUGCAGGCCGAACGGACACUGGAAUCCCGAGAGAGAGCACAUGUGCAGCGAGUCAAGGCCUUAGAGGAGCAGGUGAACUUGUUGAAAGAGCAGCUGGACCAAGAAGUGCGGAAGAGAUCCUACAUCACUCAGGUGCUCCGGACAGGGAAAUGAUUUCAAAAUAACCUUUUCGCCCUUGCCCCUACCUUGGUAUGACAGCAUGGAGAGCCAGCUUUCAACAGCAAUGCUGCAGCCUGACAGACUGGACUCAUAUGCCUCCUCCUUCUCCAGGAUACUCAACAGAGCCAUAGUCAAAAAUGCCAUAAUCCUGAGACACUGGUGCUGGGAGAAUUUUUGAGGGGAACCCACAUGGUGCUAGCGGAUGGAGCAAUCAGGACCACAGACAUCAGAGAGCCAAAAGGAAGCUCUGGGGCAAGGACAGCUGUUCUCUCAGUGAUAACUGAAUCCCAGGGCACUGAUGCAGCUUAACCAAUUAAUUUAGGCCAUUUGGCAAUGAGGGACUGCUUUGUUGUUAGAGUUACCAA